AUGGCAGCUCCCAAGUCGCUGCCAUGCGGCAUCUACGCCCCUACCAUGACCUUCUUCGACCCCAACACCGAAGACCUCGACAUCCCCACCAUCAAGAAACACGCUGAGCGACUCGCCAAAGCCGGCCUCGCUGGUCUCGUCGUCAUGGGAUCCAACGGCGAAGCUGUCCACUGCACAAGAGAAGAGAAGAUUGCCGUCCUCAAGGCCACAAGAGAAGCUCUCGACGCCGCUGGUUUCCAGUCAACGCCCGUCCUCUUCGGCGCAACCGAGGGCAGCGUCAGAGGCGCCAUUGAGCUGUGCAAGCUGGCCGCUGACGCUGGUGCCGCAGCUGCUCUGGUUCUGCCGCCUUCAUAUUACCGAGCUCAGACCGACGAAGAGUCCAUCUACAACUACUUCAUCGCCUUGGCUGACGAGAGCCCUAUUCCAAUUAUCCUGUACAACUACCCCGGCGCCGUAUCUGGAGUCGAUAUGGACAGCGACCUGCUGAUCAAGCUGGCCGAGCACAAGAACAUCACCGGAACUAAAUUUACAUGUGGCAACACCGGAAAGCUCACACGAGUCGCCCUCGGCACAAACGCAAAGACUCCCUUCCAGGAGGGCUCAGGGUACAUGGCCUUUGGCGGCAUGUGCGAUUUCACCCUCCAGACCCUUGUCAGUGGCGGCAGCGGCAUCAUUGCCGGAGGUGCCAACGUCAUGCCCAAGCUCUGCGUCAAGGUCUGGGAUCUGUAUUCUGAGGGCAAGAAGGAGGAGGCCGAGAAGCUGCAAAAGGUUCUUAGCCGUGGCGACUGGCCGUUGACAAAGGCUGCUAUUGCGGGUACGAAACAGGCGAUUCAGAGUUUCUAUGGCUAUGGAGGAUACCCUCGCCGGCCUCUUAAGCGCUUGGAGCAGGCUAGAGUGUCGGCUAUUGAGGAGGGUAUUCGAGAAGCGAUGGAUGUUGAGAAGUCAUUGUAA
Molecule: messenger RNA, 951 nt
Organism: Trichoderma gamsii
Lineage: Eukaryota; Fungi; Ascomycota; Sordariomycetes; Hypocreales; Hypocreaceae
Product: dihydrodipicolinate synthetase
Exons: 1
Coding region: 1-951 (316 amino acids)
Molecular function (GO): 4-hydroxy-tetrahydrodipicolinate synthase activity
Source: RefSeq, a predicted model, not a curated record